GAUCCGGACCCACGAAGAAUCUACUCGAACCCGAUUAGGCAGGACAUUUUUAAACUCAAAAAUCAUACUAUUGGGCAGGACCAUAGCGAGUAAUAUUGGGCUUAUUAUGAGCCUUUUAAAAUGGGCCAUAACGACAAACGAACAGUGAAAUAGAGUUGGGAAGGUCUCUUUAACCGCCGGGUUUCAAGCCGCGAACUCACUCCUCCGCUUAUGAAGUUUCAAAUAUAGCUAGACAGAGAGAGAAAGAAAGAGAAAGCAGAGAGAUGACGUCCCAGAAGAGAUUCAUCAUCGAGGUGGAAGCUGCUAAGGAAGCUACCGAUGGAAAACCCUCCAUUGGUCCUGUCUAUCGCAGUACUUUCGCCAAAGACGGUUUCCCUAACCCAAUCGACGGGAUCGACAGCUGUUGGGAUAUUUUCCGCACGGCUGUUGAGAAAUAUCCAAACAAUCGCAUGCUUGGUCGACGUGAGAUUGUGAACAACAAGGCAGGAAAGUAUGAGUGGAAGACAUACAAAGAAGUAUAUGACAUUGUCCUAAAACUUGGAAACUCUCUCCGUAGCUGCGGGAUUGAGGAGGGAGGAAAAUGUGGUAUUUAUGGUGCAAACUGUCCUGAGUGGAUCAUAAGCAUGGAGGCAUGCAAUGCACAUGGGCUCUAUUGUGUUCCUUUUUACGAUACUUUAGGCUCUGGUGCCGUGGAGUUUAUUAUUUCCCAUGCAGAAGUUUCCAUUGCUUUUGUAGAGGAGAAAAAGAUUCCUGAGCUUUUUAAGACAUGUCCAAACUCCACAAAGUAUAUGAAAACUGUUGUGAGCUUUGGCGGUGUCAAAUCGGAACAGAAAGAAGAAGCUGAAAAGUUAGGACUGGUAAUACAUGCUUGGGAUGAGUUCUUGAAGCUGGGUGAAGGUAAGCAAUAUGAUCUUCCUGUUAAAAAGAAAAGCGACAUUUGCACAAUUAUGUAUACUAGCGGAACCACUGGUGACCCAAAGGGAGUUCUGAUGUCAAAUGAGAGCAUUGUUACCAUAACAGCUGGGGUGAGGCAUUUCCUAGCGAUUUUUAACGAAUCCCUUACUGAGAAAGAUGUCUACAUAUCUUAUCUUCCUCUUGCGCACGUCUUUGACCGGGCUGUGGAGGAGUGCAUCAUUCAAGUUGGUGGUUCAAUCGGUUUCUGGCGCGGGGAUGUUAAGUUGUUGAUUGAAGACCUUGGUGAGCUAAAGCCAAGUAUUUUCUGCGCUGUUCCUCGUGUCCUAGAACGAGUAUACACAGGUCUGCAGCAAAAACUAUCCGUUGGUGGUUUCUUCAAAAAGAAAGUUUUCAAUGUUGCUUUCUCCUAUAAAUUCGGAAAUAUGAAGAAGGGGCAGUCUCAUGUCGAAGCAGCUCCAUUCUGUGACAAACUUGUCUUCAACAAGGUUAAACAAGGACUGGGAGGCAAUGUGAGGAUUAUUCUAUCUGGAGCAGCUCCUCUUGCUAGUCACAUAGAGUCAUUUCUUAGAGUUGUGGCAUGUUGUCAUGUUCUACAAGGAUAUGGUCUAACUGAGAGCUGUGCUGGUACUUUUGUUACCUUCCCUGACGAACUUGACAUGCUUGGAACUGUUGGUCCACCAGUGCCAAACGUGGAUAUUCGCCUAGAAUCUGUCCCUGACAUGGAAUACGAUGCUCUUGGAAGUAUUCCACGAGGCGAAAUCUGCAUCCGUGGGAAAACUCUGUUUUCUGGAUACCACAAACGUGAAGACCUCACCAAAGAGGUUCUUAUUGAUGGAUGGUUUCACACAGGUGAUAUUGGUGAGUGGCAGCCAGAUGGAAGCAUGAAGAUAAUUGACCGGAAAAAGAACAUCUUCAAACUCGCGCAAGGGGAGUACGUUGCAGUUGAGAAUUUAGAAAAUGUGUACGGUCAAGUAGAAGCCAUUGAUUCAAUAUGGGUGUAUGGGAACAGCUUUGAGUCCUUCCUUAUAGCAGUCGCUAACCCAAGUCAGCAAACUCUUGAACGCUGGGCCGCGGAGAAUGGAGUGAAUGGAGACUUCGACUCUAUAUGUCAAAACACAAAAGCAAGAGCAUUCCUACUUGGAGAACUCGUUAAGACAGCCAAAGAGAGAAAGUUGAAGGGUUUUGAGAUCAUUAGAGCUGUUCAUUUGGAACCUGUGGCUUUCGACAUUGAAAGAGACCUUCUUACUCCUACCUACAAGAAGAAGAGGCCUCAAUUACUCAAAUACUAUCAGAAUGUGAUUGAUGAUAUGUACAAGACUGCAAAGGAAGGUCAAGCUUCAGUACAGUAGAUCCCUUCUACGUUCUAGUUUCAUUCAUUCUUUCUUUUUCAUGAUCAGGCAUGACUUUCUUCAUUUACGUUUCUCUAAAUAAGGUUUUGUUAAUGUCUUUGAGAUGCUGCAUAGCAUCUUGACAUACUACAACAUGUCUUACUCUAUAAUUUUAUUCCAAAAUUUCAUGUUCCUAGACAUUGUACGAACUUUAACCCGAUAUCUUAUAAACAGUGGAGAAUUUAGUUUGGGGUUGUUAACUAGGCGUAUUUGAGCAACACAUCGGUUUCUAUCUUUAUACAAAACAGUUGGUUUUAUAUUCAGAAAUUGGUGUCAACACACCUAAACCAACCUCUAUUUUGCAAUAUACCCAUAAUUUUUGAUGCUAAAUUUCCUUCCCAUUUUACCCCUACCACCUACCUUCCCUACGCCAUAGACCCUCUGCGUUGAGUGUCAGGAGACUCAGGACACACAUAAUUUUUCCAUCAGUCUAAGCAUUAAUUCAACUUCUAAUAACCACCUACCAAUUCAUUGAUUCAUUCCUCUGUUAUCCAAAAUUUAUUUUAUUUCUUCUCCUAAAACCGAAACUUGGUCAAAGAUAGAGCUUUGAUUUCUUAAUCGUAAGAUGCAAGAAAUCAACCUCCCUUUGAAAGUGUUUGCGGCUGGCGAGGAACCGACUGGUGAACGAAUCAGCCAUCAUGAUAAUGCUCUUGAUGAAGCUCACGCCUCAGGUGGUGUUGAUCAAUGUAAGGCUAUUACUCCUUGCGUUCUCGCAGAAGCUGCAAAACAGUUGGCCUUUAAUUUCUACGACACCUUUUCGAAAAAGCAGUCUUAGAUUAAUAUAGUUUUUUUCAUCCAACUUUUUUUAUUUUCUGGUUUUACUUGUUACAGAGAUAUUAUUAAAUCUUAUCUUUGGCAUAUACUUUUCUUGCAUGGUCGAGUUUCAAACAAUAUUUGGUAUCAACUAACAACAUUGGACCCAUGCGUGAUGAUCUUGUGGGACUUAAAUGACAAACAAUCCACUCAUCAGUUAAUAUUUUAAUUACCAGCUACCAUAUGUAGGUUACAUAUAUUGUGCCUACACUAAAACCAUGGUGUCCAUAUUUUAGACAUGUGGUCAUAUUGAUGUACAUAACUGAUAAACAAUUCAUUUAUCAGCUAACACCCUCAUUAGCAACUAACAACCCCCACAGAGGCCUUAUUUAUAUAUGGGGUGAGUAUCUGAUAGACUGUAACUUUCCCUCCAAGCUGCCAAUCCACUACCAAAUCAGAUAAAAAAUUAUUUAUCUACUGGCAAGUAUGUUCCAUGCAUGUUUGUUUACACAAAGAACUGGAUGUGUUUUUAGUCACAUGUAGAUAUUUAUAGGUCAUAACUGAUAACCCAUCCUCUUAUCAGAUAACAUUUUUAUUAUCAACUAACAAAACCGAAGGAAAUCCAUAUUUAGCUAUGCGGUGACGUUAUGAUAGCCUAUAACUAUCCUGUCAAACUGAUAAACCAAUAACAAAACAGAUAACAUAUUAGUUGAUAACAAAACAGAUAACAUAUUAUUUAUCAACUAAAAAGUCAUGUUCCAUGUUUGUUGUUUAUCAACUAAAGAUGGGGUUAAUAACUUACGUGCUGAUAUUAGUGUACAUAACCGCUAAGCCACAUAAGACUGACAUUUCCAUCUGAAAGAUCAAGCACUGUGAAACAGCACUGCCUUAAUCUAAAAGAGAGAUUAAGGCCUUAUACAUUUCAAUCAAGUGCUAAUACUUGUGUCCUUGUUAACUAAUACUUGUGUCCUUGUUAACUAAGAUUGACAUUUCAUUCUUCCUCUUAUCAAUCUCUCUUUUAUAUUUACGUGGAACCCACUGCUUGAUCAAAUAUACUGAUUUAUUGAAUAUAAUAACUAUACAGGUUCUUUACUUGAUUCAUAUCAUGGUGCAAAAUGAUUUCAUUCUGUUAGUAUUGGGAUUUUAUGUGAAUCUAAUAAAUAUUCUACAUGGACAAAACUAAUCAUUUAUAUUUUCAAAAAUUAAAAUAAAUUAAUUUUAAAUUAAUAGUUCUAGAUAACGAAGGAAAUAAGUGAUUUUCAUUGUCUUUGUGUAGAAGACAAACCUAUUUUAUCGCUGUAAAAAAAAAAAAACAAACCUAUUUUAUCACAGUAUUAAUAGCAAAUGACACAUUAUGCCAGGUAUAAUUUACAAAGUACAUAAGUGUUCUAACUAAAUUUAAAUAUGGUAAUUCAUAACCAAAAUUUUUUUAUUUUUCUCGUAUAGUUGAAAGGGAUCACUUUCGACAUUAAGUGAUCUAAUGACCACCAUUUAUUGAGAAACAUUGAUUUAUAAAUGUUAAAAUAUUUCAAUACUAUCUUUUGAUGUAUGCCAGUGCUAAAUAUUCACUUUUUGAAUGAUUAAUUGUAUUCCAAUAGAAUAUUUUGUUUGGCUUUUUUCAUCAAAAUAAAAUAAAUUUUUUAUCUUAUUUUUUUUUCUUGAAUUCCAAUAAUAAUAAGAUCAUAAAUAUAAACCACGAUUAUUAUAAACCUUGUUGGCAUUGCGCUAAACCCCGUACGUGCGGUCGCGUAGAGCCUGGCUCCGAAUUAUUGGGAUUAUACAAAUAUUAUUCAGGGAUUUUUAGAGCUUUUAUACUACUUAUUGUGUAUAUAUAUAUUAUAUAAUGCAGCUUACUACAAAAAGAAGAAGAUAAGUUGGUGUAGUGGCUAAGAUGCCUAACUUGAGUCACUGGUAAUUGUUUCGAUUUGCCAACAACUGAAGUUUUUGUUUUUUCAGCUUAACUUUAAUGAAGUGUAGUAAUGUAACCCUAAGGAAGAAGAUGAAACCGAAAUGUCUAUACUACUGGCUACACGACCUAUAACCCUGUUUCAUUGGCUGCCAGAUAUUUUUUUUCUCAAUUAUUCUUUCAUUUUUUUGUAUUUACACUCAAACUAAUAGAUCUAAUUAGAAAAGUUGAUCUCUGAAUCUUCAGUGAAAAAAAAGUGAGCUUUUCAUAUUUUCCAAUUUUCAAGCCGAUUAUACCAAAAUCGUUAUGGCUCUCAUCCUUUGAGUGCUUAUCUUUCGAUGAUAGGGCCACCGAGACAAAGUUUUUGGAAUAUGGAGUAUAUGUGAUCAUUUACGUAUACCACACAUGUACAAAUUGCUUUAGUGUGUACAAGUAUCAUUGCAAUUUGAUUACACAAAACGUUUUAGAUUCGGAAUGUAAUGCUUUUGGAUUUUUAAAUACAUCAAGGAUUCUCAUAUGUAUAUUAGUGUUUCACAGUGUUCAAGAAAUUUAUAGACGAUAGUAAAACGCUUUAUAGAGGAUUAUUGAUCAGGAAGGUGCCUACACCUUCUUUUUUUCUUAAAUCGUUCUAAAAAAAAUUGUUCGUUUGAUUUGCCGCUUAGGGGGGGAUCCUAGGCACCUCCUAGACCAAUUAAAAUCCUGGUAUCUAAUGAUUCAUACAAAUAUCUGCAUCAACAACUAUGAGACGCAUUAUAAGUUGGUAGACUCAUCACGAUUUUUGGUUUUUGAAAGAAAAAAAUGAGUGUAGUAUAUGUGGAGCGGAGGAAUAAUCAAUAGAUUACAUUCUAUUUGAAGGUUCACCAGCUAUACAAACUUGAGCGUUUUCAAAUACUUCAUCUAGCCCUGGAUUGUUUCCAGUGUCUUCAAUAUUUUCAAACAUGAAUUAGCUAUUAUUGAGACUUCCAAACAAUUA
Molecule: messenger RNA, 5935 nt
Organism: Brassica napus (rape)
Lineage: Eukaryota; Viridiplantae; Streptophyta; Magnoliopsida; Brassicales; Brassicaceae
Product: long chain acyl-CoA synthetase 5
Exons: 18
Coding region: 264-2264 (666 amino acids)
Biological process (GO): fatty acid metabolic process
Cellular component (GO): endoplasmic reticulum; membrane
Molecular function (GO): long-chain fatty acid-CoA ligase activity
Source: RefSeq, a predicted model, not a curated record